UGAAUAAAGACCUCGUACGUCGGAUUUAAAAUACAAAAGUCAGCAUUCAGGAUGGUUCAGAAGGAGCCGGCAUGAGGAUCGUGUGGCGUUGUAAAACGAAAACAUGUUAAAGAUGUGCUGAAUUUUAUUCUCGUUGCAAUUUACACAACUAAAAAUGUUAAUCAUUAUGAUUAUGUGAAAAUAAAUCGUUUAAACGUAAUAUUUUGGACCUUACACGGUAAAAGAAGCAGGUUUUCUCCGAUUAAGAGUCCUGUUGCUGCAAUGGUAACAAUAACGAAAUUCGUGCUCGUCGCAACCCUCUAUGGUAUUUUCACUGAGGUAACAGCAUCACGUGUACUGGAGUUAAGUGACAGGUUCUUGGACAUCCAUAAAGAUGGACAAUGGCUAGUAAUGAUGUAUGCACCAUGGUGUGCACACUGUAAACGUUUGGAACCAAUUUGGGCUCAUGUUGCACAACAUUUACAUGCAACAUCUAUAAGAGUAGGCCGGGUUGAUUGUACUAGAUUUACAAGUGUAGCUCAUGCAUUUAAAGUUAAAGGAUUUCCAACAAUUCUGUUUUUAAAAGGUGAGCAAGAAUUUGUAUAUCACGGGGAUAGAACGCGAGAUGAAAUAGUAAAAUUUGCAUUGAGAGUAAGUGGUCCACCUGUCCAAGAAAUAACAAAAACUCAAAGUUUUGAAACAAUAAAAAACGAACGCGAUUUAUAUUUCUUGUACGUUGGAGAAAGAUCUGGAUUAUUAUGGGAAUUUUACCAUAAGACUGCAGAUGUGUUUCAGCCACAUGCAUUUUUCUAUCAGUCUCAUCCAAAUGUUGUCAGUCAGCAUGCUCCUGUAAAAAAGACUCCGGCAUUGUUCGUUUACAAAGAAAAUUUGCAUUAUAAUUUUACUGGUCAUGAUAUAGAUGAUAUAGAAAAAUUAAAUGAAACAGUAUACAAAUGGAUAAACGCAGAACGUUUUCCUACAUUUCCGAAAGUUACACGAGGAAAUAUAAAUCAAUUGUUUCUAACAAAUAAAAAUCUGGUCUUGGCAGUGGUAGAGGAAAAUCAGUUAGAAGAAGUACCUCCCCAUAUGACACAGUUCAAAGAUAUGGUAGAAUCUAUAAUUAAAAGUAAACGAGGAAAAUAUCACGAUCAUUUUCAAUUUGGUUGGAUAGCUAGUCCUGAUUUAGUCAAUAGUAUAGCAAUGAUGGUUUUGCCAUUACCAAGUUUAAUUGUUAUUAACACUACAACAAACCACCAUCACAUUCCAGAGGACGAAACAGAAAAACUGACUCCUCACGUGAUAGAGUUGUUUCUAGAGCAGAUUCGGAAUGAAAGUGCUCCGCGAUAUGGCGGAAACAGUUGGUUAAUACGUAUUUAUAGAUCAUGGUUCGAACUAAAAACAACUCUUACAGCGAUGUGGAUGGGUAAUCCCAUCUUGACAAUGGUUUUAUUUGGUUUACCAGCUGGAUUUUUAUCGUUAAUAUGUUAUGGUAUCUGUUGUCCAGAUAUUUUAGACGCAGACGAUGAUGAAGAAGAUCAUCCAGGAGCAAAUCAUAUGAAAAAAGACUAACAAUAAAACUAAUUGGUUCUUGUAUUGUUGUAUUAGACUUAAGAAAUUUUUUUAAAGAAAAGAGGAUGUAUAUUUUAUUUAGCUUUUUACAUUUCGUAAUUUUAUUUAGUUAGAAUUUAUAAAAAAUUCUGAAUUUCUGAUACUUUAUUUAUUAUUUUUUGGUGUGAAAAAUUGUAAUAUCGAUUGUUUACGUAGUUGACAAAGUGAAAAUAUUCUAUACGUUAGAUAGAAUAAUAUUAAAAAUAAAUUAUCUUGGGUAAACGGAACUUUCGCAAGACAAUACUAAUUAUACAAUUAAACAAGCUUUUUUAAAUCUCUCCGAGGAUUUGUCUUGUAUUGUAAGUAAAUGAAAUAUAAAACGUAUUAAAAAAUUAUGUAAAGAAUAUGAAUGGUAAAUAAUGUUCCGUGAAAUUGUAUUUGAAACCAAAAAUGUAUAUUUGUUUGUAUAAAUAUAUUGAAAUACUACGAAAUGUUUAUGUAAGUUGCCACAUAUAAAUUUUUUUAGAUGCUCGAUUUAAAGCAUCUAAAAACGAUUUUUCUUAAAAACAGAAAACUAUUGUGUGAUUUGAAUAUGUAUUUAUUUAUAUUAAAUAAAGAAAGGUGAUAAUUUAAA
Molecule: messenger RNA, 2161 nt
Organism: Osmia bicornis bicornis
Lineage: Eukaryota; Metazoa; Arthropoda; Insecta; Hymenoptera; Megachilidae
Gene: Tmx3
Product: protein disulfide-isomerase TMX3
Exons: 10
Coding region: 262-1548 (428 amino acids)
Biological process (GO): peptidyl-cysteine oxidation
Cellular component (GO): endoplasmic reticulum
Molecular function (GO): protein disulfide isomerase activity
Source: RefSeq, a predicted model, not a curated record